AAUAAAUUUGCGAAAGAAAGUGACUCCAAAAAUAAUCAUCUCAGUAGCAAAGAGGAAGUAGGAAGCGCUGAAAAGAUAAAUGUAUGCUCGGAGAAAUUAACUGUCGAAGAAAUUGAUUAUCAUAUUCAGGAAAAUGAGGUUGAGCUGUCACCCACUACUGAUGAGUAUCAAGAAGGAAUGCAUUUUAGUAGUAAGGACGUAGUUUUCGACUACGAUAUUAUAGAAACCGAGAGAUAUCUUGGCUGCACAGCACCUGCGCCGACACCGGCUAAUUUAUUGGCACCACUCGCUGUAUUAGAAAUCGAUAUAGUGGAUGAUGAACCCUUAGAUGAGCGUGGAGCUGCCAAAACUCCAACGCCUGAAUUAAACAACGAUGAAAUUUACCGACGGCGUAAAAAACGCAGUUCUGCAACUAAGAAACUAAGCUCAUUAGACGAACGAGAUAAACUAACUGAAAAGCCUGACACUCCUGCGCCAACAAAUACUGAUGAAACCGAACACAACGCAGUGUGUCCCUGGGAAGAUGAAAAUGUUAGCACCAGCGACGGAACAUUUGUCAAGACGUAUGCUACAUUGGGAUAUUUAUGAACACAGCCAUCAUAAAAAUAAGCAACAUAUUCUUAUUGUAGCAUGAAUUCAAAUAUAUUAUUACGUUUACAGAACUAAUUAAUUCAAUGUAUAUAAUUAUGGAUACAAAAAUGCAUAUCCGCUUCACAUGUUAAAUAAAAACGGUUAAACAAAAU
Messenger RNA from Drosophila navojoa, 743 nucleotides. RefSeq lists its product as uncharacterized. Gene Ontology annotation, molecular function: GTPase activator activity. Gene Ontology annotation, biological process: regulation of G protein-coupled receptor signaling pathway; positive regulation of GTPase activity; G protein-coupled receptor signaling pathway. The record is from RefSeq and is a predicted model, not a curated record. Gene Ontology annotation, cellular component: neuron projection; plasma membrane; cytoplasm. Lineage: Eukaryota; Metazoa; Arthropoda; Insecta; Diptera; Drosophilidae.